This is a messenger RNA of Protobothrops mucrosquamatus (brown spotted pit viper), 2183 nucleotides long. It is a transcript of the gene VIPAS39, whose product is annotated as VPS33B interacting protein, apical-basolateral polarity regulator, spe-39 homolog. NCBI's taxonomy places the organism in Eukaryota, Metazoa, Chordata, Lepidosauria, Squamata, Viperidae. The coding region runs from base 314 to 1792 and encodes 492 amino acids. Gene Ontology annotation, cellular component: cytoplasm. Gene Ontology annotation, biological process: vacuolar transport; intracellular protein transport. The record is from RefSeq and is a predicted model, not a curated record. The transcript has 20 exons.
UUUUUAAGGCGUUUCGUCCCGGGAAACCAAGAUAUGAGGACGUGCUGGGAAUUGUAGUUUCCUUAAGCAGUAAUACCUUUUUGAUAUAUCGAAGACGAGGCUACAGCUUGGAAGACAUCACUCCCGUGAUGCUUUUCGGAGGCAGCCUGCGCUCCCUGGCUACGGCGGUAUCCGAGAGCCGGGGACCCAACCGAGUCGUUCCGCCGGGAAAAGGGCGGAUUCGCUAUUGAACAUGGACCGCCACCCCGCAUGAUCGGAAACUUGGCCGCUUCGCUCGUUCUCGUUUCUCGUGGUCUGGCCUGCUUCUUCGAGGAUGAACAAGGUGAAGGUUGAUGAAGAAGAAUAUUGGAACAGUUCCAAAUGUAAGGCCUUUACUUUUGAUGAUGAAGAUGAUGAACUGCUUCAGUUGAAGGAAUCCAAGAGAGCAGUCAAUAGCCUUCCAGAUAUUACAGAUGAUGAUGAUGAUGACCUUGAAAGGUUCAACUGGAGUGGGGAACGUGUGGGCAGCAUUUCAUGGUCAAUCAAGGAGACUGCCUCCAGCAGCGGUAGCAGCAGUACCUCUGAAGGGAGGGAUCUGAGUCAGCACAAAGGCUCUUCCUAUGCAGCUAUACCCAAGCAAUCCUCUUCUUACUCACUGAGUAGCUUUUUUAAAGGAAGAAAUAAACAUGGGAGUUUUCAAUCACUUUCAGAUGCUCUUACAGACACAGGAUUUAAAAAUUAUGCUCCAGAAUUACGCAGACCAAAAGGAGAUUAUAAGGAUUACAAUGCUGAUUGGAGCCCUAACGAUACAGUAAGACGGCUGCAGAGAGGCAAGGUGUGUUCCUUGGAAAGGUUCCAUUCCUUGCAGGACAAAUUCCUGCUGCUGGAUGAAGCUGUUGCACUGCAUGAUGGGAAUGUUAUUACAGCCAUACUCAUUUUUCUGAAAAGAACCUUAAGGAAAGAGAUCCUGUUCAGAGAGCUGGAGAUGCGGCAAGUUGCUUUGCGCCAUUUAAUACAUUUUCUCAAGGAGGCUGGAGACCAAAAACUUCUCCUAGACUUGUUGAGAUUCCUGGACAGAACUGAGGAAGUUGCACUGACCCAAUACCGUGAACAUUUGACUAUCUUGGAUGCUGAGAAAAGAAAGGAGUUUCUGAAAAGUUGCAUUGGGUUGCCCUUUUCAUCAGAGGAUGCUGCUCAUGUUCAGGAUCAUUAUACACUCUUGGAAAGGCAGAUCAUCAUUGAGGCAAAUGACAAACAUUUAGAGUCAUCUGGGCAGACAGAAAUCUUUCGAAAAUACCCUAGAAAAGCUUCCAUUCUAAACAUGCCAUUGGUCACCACGCUUUUCUACUCCUGCUUCUACCAUUACACAGAAACUGAGGGAACAUUCAGUAGUCCAGCAAACUUGAAGAAAACCUUCAAGAUUCCAGAUAAACAGUAUGUGCUAACAGCUCUGGCUGCUCGUGCCAAACUCCGAGCUUGGCAUGAUGUGGAUGCUUUGUUUACAACAAAGAAUUGGUUAGGCUACACCAAAAAAAGAGCUCCUAUUGGUUUCCAUCGAGUGGUGGAGAUAAUGCAACGGAACAACGCCCCAGUGCAGGUCCUGCAGGAAUAUGUGCGUUUAAUAGAAAAUGUUGAGAUAAAGUUGAACCUGGCUAUGAAAUACAAGUGCCAUGAUGUUGUUAUUGAUACAUACAAAGAUUUGAAGGACCGCCAGCAACUGAUGGCAUACAGAUGUAAAGUUGAACGGGGUUGUCCAGCAGAGGAGAAGAUUGAUACUAUCCUCAGUAACCCACAGAUCCGGUGGAAGAACUGAGAGACACUCCAUUCUUUUGGAAGCACUUCAUGUUGACUCGAUGAGGUCAAAGAGAAAGAUUGCCAAGCCAGUUCUGCACUGAUUUCAAUCCACUUUGUCAGUUUGCCUGUUGCUUCAAGAUGCUGCCUCUGUGAAGCCUUCACUGAAAGGAACCUCUUAGGCACAGAGUUGGCCAAAAGAGACAUUUAGCCGAUGAAGCACAAAUCUGAUGAGUUGAACUCCACAAUGUAAACAUAAGAGGAAUAUAAUAUUAUAUAGACAAGAGAAGCAUAUUUGAGUCAAGAACUUAAUGCUUCCACUUCCUGUUUACUGUCUAGUCAUCUGAAAUGAUCAGGACAGCUUUCCAUAGGAAAAAAAAUCUGUAUAAUAAAUAUGCUUUUCCCUCAUUUGA